AUGGCGUCAGAAGUCGAUAAGUGUAGCUUGGUGUUCAAGGAUGCAAUCAGCCAGGUGCUUCUCGGCUUCACACACUUUUCAUUUGGCUUUGGCUGCUGCGAGCAUGAGAGGGUAAGAUCGAUGAAGCAGAACAAGAAAAAUGAAACGGGCAUCUCACGAGCUGAUCCUGAGGAACAGGCUGGUAGUAUGCGUGAUGAAGACAAUCAGGUGCAUAUGAACUUUGAAGGCGACUUUAAUUUUAUCAAAGAUGGCUUUGGAGUAGCUGAAGGGUCAUUGGAGGAGCGGUACGAGGGUGCUGGGAUGUGUUACUCUGAGGAUGGUCUGACCUUUUUAGAUGUAUUCGAUGCCGAUGAAUAUGCAGAGUACAGGAAGGAGAAUCUUUUCUACCCUUUCGCAUCCAAGGAAGAGUGGGAAAUCGGUGAUUUCCUUCUGCGUUCACCCCUUAGUAUGGCAGCAAUUGAUGUAUUUCUGAAGCUUCCCCUGAUCCAAAAAUUGCAACUUUCAUUCAGCAACACUAGAGAAUUGCAUAGCCAUGCAGAGAUGCUUCCUAGCAGACCAAGCUGGAAGUUAUACUCGGAAUGGAUGACGGGUGAUGCUGCUUGGGAAAUGCAGACUCAGUUUCCCAGAGGUGCUACAGUUCUCGGUGCUGUGCUGUCCUCCAACAAAACCAACAUAACUACAAUGACUGGUGCUAGAAUCACUCAUCCGCUUCUUCUGGGACUCGCCAACAUAUGCAUGUGUACUCAUACAAAACUUUCAUCAAAAGCUUUCUUACUUAUGGCCCUCCUUCCUAUCCCAAAGUACCUACACCCUAAUCAAUGCAUGCGAGGCAUGCUUGAAGAUUGCCUUAUACAUCAAUGUCUUUCAAUUGUUCUUAAGCCGUUGAUGAAAGUGGCGGAAGUUGGCAUCAUGAUGUCUGAUCCGGUUGGAAAUGCUCAGCACUGUUUUACUCCUCUCACAGCAUUCAUUGUCGACACCCCAGAGGCAGCUAUGCUUGCCUUUUUUGGCAUCCCCCUUGUACCCGUUCUGUCACGCUUGGCCAGCUCGACAGCAUUACUGUCGAUCCCAACGAUCUCAAGGCGUAUUUUGGCGCCUGCACUGAAUACCAGGCUAAAUGGUGUUUCUGCACCAUUCUGGAUAGACUGGCUGCUCGCUGAUCCCUCGAUCUUCCUGAUGUCAGAACCACUGCAUCAUUGGCACAAGGAGUUUUUUGACCAUGACUGCCAGUGGUGUUUAGUAAUUGUGGGUGCCUCAGAGCAUGAUUUCCGGUUCUCGAUCCUACAGCCCGUCACAGGCUACCAUCAUUUCGCUGGUGGAAUCUCAAAACUCAAACAAGUCACUGGCAGAGGUCACCGUGAUAUCCAGCGCUACAUUAUUGGCCUGAUAUCCGGUGCAGCUCCUCGUCAUUUCGUUAUCACAAUUUGUGCCCUCAUGGAUGUUCGAUAUUUGGCGCAGUGCCCUGCUCCCAAUGAUGACUUAUUGCCAAGUAUUGACCAGUCCCUUUCGACCUUCCAUGACAAUAAAGACAUCAUUCUGACUUCGGAACUCCUCCAGAGCAUCACUUCUGGCACGCGCAACGUUGGCGCUCUCAUCCAGUGGUCUGCAGAUGCAACCGAGCAUGCCCAUAUUUCAGAAAUCAAGGACCCUGCACGCCGUACCAAUAACAAUGACUACAACCCCCAGAUCUGUCAACAUCUAGAUCAAGAUGAAAAGCUGCUGACGUCUGGAGAAGUUCCUGAGGAGGAGGCAGAGGAGAAUGAGGCAAUCGAUUGCGACAAGCAGGAACAGGACGAUCCACGGACUACACUUUUAGAAGAAAUGAACCAUACACGUGUCACCAUAGAUUACUUUAGCAAAGCAAAGCAAAUAGUAACUGUAAGGGAUGGAGCUAUUCCUCACCCUCCUCGAACGUUUAUCGCUGGUGGUACUGCAAUCCACCUCAACUACACUCCUUCUCGCACUGGAGUUAGCAUUGAUGACGUCGCUACUGAUUUCAAUCUACCGGAUCUGCGCGUAGCACUUUCAGAAUUUUUGCUACAUGACACGAGAGAGAGAGGAGCGAUUUAUAUGCAAAUGUCUUUCCACAAUUCCAGGGUCACAUUACCAGCUCAAACCGUACAUGCAUCUCCUCCUGGCCCUGAGUGGCCAAAAGGCCGAAAGGACACUGUCCUCGUCAAUGUUGAAGGAGGGUUUGUUUGGCUCGAGUCAGGUUUAACAGAUGAAUAUUCUGAAACGUACCAGCGUCAUCCCUCAGUUAGGGGAUGCGGCUGA
This is a messenger RNA of Suillus subalutaceus, 2271 nucleotides long. RefSeq lists its product as uncharacterized. The transcript is spliced from 12 exons. The record is from RefSeq and is a predicted model, not a curated record. Lineage: Eukaryota; Fungi; Basidiomycota; Agaricomycetes; Boletales; Suillaceae. The coding region runs from base 1 to 2271 and encodes 756 amino acids.